Messenger RNA from Hyposmocoma kahamanoa, 1023 nucleotides. RefSeq lists its product as uncharacterized. Lineage: Eukaryota; Metazoa; Arthropoda; Insecta; Lepidoptera; Cosmopterigidae. Bases 1 to 1023 code for a protein of 340 amino acids. The transcript is spliced from 3 exons. The record is from RefSeq and is a predicted model, not a curated record.
AUGGCUGUUUCCCUUGACGUCAAGAACGCCUUCAACAGCCUUCUGUUCGAGACACUGAGAGAGGCGGUCCGGACAGGGUGGUUCUAUGGGAGGGAAGAGAAGGGAGGCUACACCUGCGGCGCGUCGGGUGUGGCGUUCCACAUGGGUCCGUGCUGGGCCCCAUGUUGUGGAAUGUUGGCUUUAACUGGCAGGACUUAUGAAGAGGCCGCGCGGUUGAGCACCAUAGUGACAUCUCUGGUCCGGUCUCUGAUCCAUCUGUUGGGCCUGAGGGUCUCUAUACACAAAACGGAGGCCCUCCUAUUCCAUGGCCCGCGCAGAGGCCGCCCUAGGGAGGCAAGGAUCACCCUUUUUGGGGAGAUGAUCAUAGUCAAGGCUCAGAUGAAGUAUCUGGGCCUUGUACUGGACGGGAGGUGGAACUUCAGGACGCAUUUUGCCCAACUCGCUCCGAAGAUGGUGGGUGCCGCUGCCGCCCUAGAGUGGCUCUUGCCAAAUGUAGGCGGACCAGGCUCGGUUUGCAGGCACCUGUACUCAGGAAUAAUCCGGAGUAUGGCCCUGUACGGCGCACCGGUUUGGGUGGAAGCUCUCACCGUUCGACUUAAACCCUUCUUGCGGAGGCCGCAGAGGGUCAUAGCGGUGAGAGCGAUCCGGAGUUAUCGCACGGUGUCGUGGACGGCGGCCACUCUUCUCAGUGACGGUGGAGGCAGUUCGCUAUGGACGACCGGCGAUAUGGGUCUCAGUCCUACAGAUUGGUGCAGGUUCUCACCGGACAUGGAUGUUUCGGCGAAUACCUGCACCGGGUUGCAGCGGCACUCCCUGUCCGCGGUAGUGGGCGGAGAUCUCUCGCUAUCGACCAUCGUGGGCGCGAUGCUCGACAGUCAGAGGUGUUGGGAUGCAAUGGCCUCCUUCUGUGAAAGCGUACUUUCGCACAAGGAGGCAUCGGAACGGCUCAAAGAGGACGACCCGCUCCGAAGACGGCAACUGGGGAGACGAAGGAGGCACACCCACCUUCUUCCCCCGCUGUAG